Molecule: messenger RNA, 1022 nt
Organism: Maniola jurtina (meadow brown)
Lineage: Eukaryota; Metazoa; Arthropoda; Insecta; Lepidoptera; Nymphalidae
Product: uridine diphosphate glucose pyrophosphatase NUDT14-like
Exons: 4
Coding region: 251-886 (211 amino acids)
Biological process (GO): nucleoside phosphate metabolic process; ribose phosphate metabolic process
Molecular function (GO): UDP-sugar diphosphatase activity; metal ion binding
Source: RefSeq, a predicted model, not a curated record
AACUGACAAGGACAAUAAUUUUAUCAUAUUGUUUUGCGGUUUAGUGGUUAGUUUCAGAAAUCCUAUUGCAUUCACGAGAAAACGUAUCGUAAUUCGUAAUUUAAUAAAAUUUAUGAAAUUCAGCAGUUCGUAGAAUCACUUGGUGCCAGUUUAUGUUAAUUUCUUACAAUAUAAAGGCAGGAAAAUUACUUUCAUUGUGUGGCUGAUAUUACACAGUUUCGUCCAAGUUAAAUAGAAUAUUAAAUAAAUAAUGGAAGAUCUAACGAACGUGUACCUCUCUCCUCUGCCGGAUUCUCCGUACGUGAAGCCCUUUCGGUUUAAUUACACGCAGAAUGGCAUGGAAAAGACUUGGGACCUCCUGGAGGUUCAUGACAGUGUAGCAAUUAUAGUUUUCAAUGUAUCCAGGAAUGUUAUGGUGUUCGUGAAGCAAUUUCGACCUGCAAUUUACUACAACCGCAUCCUUCCUCAAGACAGACUACAGAAACUGAUAGACACGACUAAAUACCCCGCAGCACUGGGAAUAGCUCUAGAGAUGUGCGCAGGCAUCAUAGACAAGGACAAGCCGGUAGAGGAAAUAGCUAAAGAAGAGGUGCUGGAGGAGUGUGGGUAUGAUGUACCUCUGGAGAAAUUACAGAGGAUUACAUCUUAUAGGGCUGGAGUGGGGGUACAAGGUGCCUUACAGACACUGUUCUACUGUGAAGUAACUGAUGACAUGCUAACUGAGCAAGGUGGCGGCGUAGACGACGAAAUAAUAGAGGUGGUAGAGAAAUCGAUUCCCGAAGUGGAGGAGAUGGUGAGCUCUAGCGGCCCCAUCCCUAGUCCGCCCAGCUGUCUGUUCGCGCUCAUGUGGUUCCUGCACUACAAGGCCGACAAGUUCCGGAAGUAAACACUAUACCUAUAAAAAAAUCUUCGAUCAAUAAUGCACUAUAUAAUGUACCUAUGUCUCUAUCCACGGAGAGAAGUUAGUAUUACGUACGUUACGUAUAGUCUGUUCACUAACAUAGUUUCGCUAUAAAAGAUAA